Gryllus bimaculatus (two-spotted cricket) is the source of this 5135-nucleotide messenger RNA. NCBI's taxonomy places the organism in Eukaryota, Metazoa, Arthropoda, Insecta, Orthoptera, Gryllidae. The record is from the annotation of a GenBank genome assembly.
UAUUUAUGUAAAAGAAAUGUCUGGUAAUGUUCAGUGCCGAUGGAUAUACACAUGCAGUCAGGAAUGAACCCCGCGAUCUACCAGUUUGUUAUAAUUCAAUAUUUCCCCAGUAGAUGGCAGAAACCUGCACAUUUACCACUUGACAAGGUCUACGUUGACGGGUGCCGCUGACUGGGUUGGACGGAGUUCUGUCAUGUGAAGAGAUACUAGUGAAGUGGUACGGUGGCGAAGGGGAGUGGAUACCGUGUUUGGAAUUAUUUUUAUAAGUGUUAUUUUUCUCGAUAGUGUGUCGGACAAUUCGUGUAUGAUUCAAAUUAUUUCUUUCGAAAGUAGUUUUCGCGCUUCUCCGAUACCUCUCCCAAACCAUGAUGGAUGGUCUAGAUGAUACUGCUGAUAUUCUUAACGACGAUGUUCGAAAGCCAGGGCGAUCGGAGACUGUUGAUUUGACUGAUAAUUCUCUUAUGGUGGAUAUAUCAGAUGCUCUUAGUGAGAAGGAUAAAGUAAAAUUUACUGUUCAUACCAAGACUACUCUACCAGAAUUCCAAAAACCUGAAUUCUUAGUAGUGAGACAGCAUGAAGAAUUUGUUUGGUUACAUGACAGGUUUGAAGAAAAUGAAGAUUAUGCUGGUUAUAUUAUUCCACCUGCUCCGCCAAGACCCGACUUUGAUGCGUCUAGGGAGAAAUUACAAAAGUUGGGUGAAGGAGAGGGGACAAUGACGAAGGAAGAAUUCAAUAAAAUGAAACAAGAGUUGGAAGCGGAAUACCUGGCAACUUUCAAGAAAACUGUAGCAAUGCAUGAAGUAUUCUUAUGCAGACUAGCGAAUCAUCCUGUCUUUCGUAAUGACCACAACUUUAGAGUUUUCUUGGAAUACGACCAAGAUUUGUGUGUGCGUGGUAAAAAUAAAAUGGAAGUCAUUGGUGGUUUAAUGAAAUCUCUUACUAAAACCACUGAUGAAUUUCUGUUGUCUGCUACUGUGAAAGAUGUAAAUGAUUUUUUUGAACAAGAGAAGAACUUCCUCAUUGACUACCACAAUCAUUUAAAAGAUGCUACUGCAAAAGCUGAUAGAAUGACUAAACGCCAUAAAGAUGUUGCAGAUUGUUAUAUUAAGAUCUCCUCUGGUCUUGUUCAGUUGUCCACUAUAGACAAUAGUGAUUUGGAAAAAUUUUUAACAAAAGUUGCCGAAACUUUUGAGAAAGCUAGAAAGAUAGAAGGUCGCGUUGCCUCAGAUGAGGAUCUCAAGCUCUCAGACACCUUAAGAUAUUACAUGAGGGACUCAUUUGCUGCAAAGAGGCUUUUAUACAGAAGAUUGCGUUGUUUGGUCAAUUAUGAAAAUGCCAACCGAAAUCUGGAAAAAGCUCGAGCUAAAAAUAAGGAUGUUCAUGCAGCCUUGGAAGUAGCUGAUGCUGAACUUGCUCAACAACAGGCCUGUGAGAAGUUUGAGCAGAUGUCUGACAAAGGGAAAGAAGAACUUAUGGAUUUCAAGACUAGGCGUGUAGCUGCGUUCAGAAAGAACUUAGUAGAUCUAGCAGAGCUGGAAUUGAAACAUGCCAAGGCACAAGUGCAACUGUUCAAGAACUGCUUAGCAAGUUUGCGGGACGAGUGAUGGCGGGAGGAUUUGCUCUGCAUUCCUCCGACUGAAAUCUCUUCAUUUGUCCAAUAGAGGAAGGGGAAGGAGGCAGCAAGCAAUGUAUGGUGUUAAAACCACCGAUAAAUGGUUUGUACUGCAGGAGCAGAGCUCCUUAUAAGUUCAGAAUAAUGAGUUUUGAAAGUGGCCCUACACGUAACACCAAAGAAGUGUUUAUGUAUAAAACUAUAUCUAUGAAUGGAGGAUUGCUUUACACAUUUUUGCUACCAAAUGAUUCUGUAUGAUGCAAUUACUAUUUCAUAUUUCAUGUUGGUGAUUCGCAGAUGUUGUGUGUUAUGAUAAGGGUCACAAACAAUUAGUUAUUUUUGUAAAAACUUUUGAUAAAAAUAUUUUUAUUAGUGUAGUACGUGGGUAGGAAAUUUUGCUUCACGGGAAUUGUCUCACUGCAUUUAAAAAAAUUAUAAAUAUAGUAACUUGGAGUUCUCCAUUUUCAUUCAUGUAAAAUUUGUAGAGUAGCUGUUGACUGCAUCCAGUGUUGAAGAUUACUGUAAUAAUGUUUUUGUACUUGUGAAGUACGUACUGUAUGUCACUGCAUAUAGCCUAUUGUUGUUUCAAUUCUUGAACCAUUUUCCUCUUGUAAAUAUAUCAGAGUUUGGCAUGCUUGAAAAUAAUUCUUAGAGAUCUUGUGGAAAUUAAAUCCCUUUUGUUGUAUAUGGUGGCUAUGUUAUGUUGAUUUACAGUAAGUACAACUUCAUGUUUGUUCCUAAUGGUUCCUUGAUAUCGAGACACAAGUUCUUGGUGAGUUUUUAUUUGCUGCAUUGUAUUUGUUUCUGUAAGUUCAUUUACAUUUUAGUGGUGUGGAGGAAAGACUUGCACUAUGUAAGCGGCACAUUCACCUUAUCUUUCAAACCUACUGAAUAUCUUGAUACUUUUUUAUCAACUUUUUUGAUACUUCCAUGUGAUAUCCAUUUAUUAUUUGUAAGUUUAUGUCAAUUGUUACCUCUAAUGUAACAUGCUAAUUGUGAAUUACUGAGAGGCACCUUAGAAUAUAUAUUCAAGUUUACAGUGAAUAACUGACCUUACAAUAAAAUGUUACUUGAAAGUGUGAAUUUGGGCUAGAUUUUGAGAUUAGGUUAUGUGUAUAAAUGAAAUUGGGAUAUAAAUGGUUUAAAUUGUGUUCCAUGCUGUUUAAAUGUAAGAGAUUUUACUGCAAAACAAUCAAAAGAUCUUUAUAAGUGAGUAGGUCUCUGGAUUUAUAUAAUAAUAUAAUGCACAUUCCAGAUUUUGAGCAGAUACUGCUACUAGAAUGUUUACUUUGGGAAAUGAUUGAGAGAGGUUUUCUGCAUGUGCAAUACAAAUAACCACAAUUUGGUUUUCUUCAUUCAGAUUUAUAUUAAAACUGUAUAUUUGUAUAACUGUAUGUUUUACACUGUGGGGCCCGUUAAAAGUACAUUAUGAUGGUAAUAGCUGGAUGUAUGCAGGAUAAUGUGAUAAAUGAGGACUGAAAGUAAAUUUUUGUUGAUAUUAUUAAUUCAAGUUCUUUUUUUUUUCUGUUUUCAUUUUAUUUCAACAGUUGUCAUGUAUUACAGAAUAUCAUUGACCGAGCUUAUUAUAAUUUUUGAUCUGUACAGUAGUUGAUUGAUAUAUAAUUAUUGUUGUUGUUGAGAAAAUAUUUAAAGAAUUGUAUGUAAAAUAUAAAUAUAUUCAUGUAUGUUUUUUCAAAUGUUGUCUCUGAAAAUCAAGAUGUAUUCUAGUAAUAUAAAUAGUAUAUAUUCUGGUGAGAGUUGAGAAUGAAGUUUUGUUAUGGAAAACUUAAAUCUGAAGUUUUGAUCCAUGAUGUUACACAUUUGGUGUUGUGUACUGAGUUAAUUAUUGUGUAUUGCAAUUCACUUUGCAUAAAUUACAAUGGAUUACAUAUCUUAAUGUGUUUGUAAGAAUAUUUUCAUUGUUACAAAUGGAUGCUCCAUUACAACGGGUCUCAUAAUGACACUCUAUUGUAAAGCCUGAGUGUUAUAUCACUGCAUGCAUGUUGUAUUACCAUAAUGUCAUUAUUAUGCUGAUUGUGGUGCCAAUAUGAGUUUAUAGAACUAGCAAAUGAAGUCGGUUUCUGAAAAUAAUUUGAAUGUUCCUUUUUGUUUUGAUUUACUAUAAGUGUUUUCAUUUACUAAUUAAUGUUGUUGUUCCUAUUUUUGAUAGGAAUGAUGAUAGAUAUUUUCAGUACAUUGUACUUAUGCUAUUGAUAUGAUUUAAUUUGAUUGAAACGGGAGUUUGAUGAAAAAUCAAACUUGUAUGAUAUGCAGGAGAUAAAUUGACAUUAUUUUUGUCUACUGAAAACUCGUACUUGGACUUCAGAAGAGCAUUGAGAAUGGUGGACUGAAAUUGAUUGUUGUGAUCAAUGAAUAAAAAAAAAUGCUCGUAAUGCUAGGAAACUGGAAUUAUGCCCCACUAGUCAAUCCUUUACUUUCGUUAGUAUUAGUGAGUCUGAUCAAUAUUUUAAAUAUUUUUUUAAAUGUAUUCAUGUAAAUGUUGAUUAAAAGAUUUAACAUAAGUAUGAUGGGUGUGUUAAAGUAAAGCUUGAACUUGACUUGAGCCCCCAAGACAGUUUUGUAUGUUUUUUAAAGCAAUUAUAUGGUUACUCAUAUUUUAAGUGUUUUCCAUUAUACUGUUGAAUGCUGACUUCAAUUGCUAGUUUUAAUAAUAUGAAUGUGCUCUGCUGUCUAUUCUGUGUGUCAGAAUAUUGAAGUAAUUUUCAAUUUUUUCUUUUUUAAUUUCAAAUAUAGUCAUUACAUAUAUGAUUCAUUAUUCAUUAUAUUAUAAAUAUAUGGCAAAGUAUUAUUAAUGGCAUACUGAUGACCUUAAUUACAUUACACUGUUGAAGAUUUACUUGAUAGUUUUGUGAAUUCCUAAUAGUUAAAUUGGACUGUCUUUAAAAAAUUCAUAUCAGAUUAGGUAAGCUUGACUUUUGUAUCUCUUUAUUAUUUUAUGUAUAUGUAAUUGUAAAACAUUGAGAUACUGUGGACAAUAAUAUCAUGUUCAUUAAAUGAAAUGAGGGUAGGCCAAAAAUGUCAUUGAAUUUUUCUGCUAGAUCAUUUUGUAUGUAGAAUAUUAUGAGCUGAAAAGUCGUGAAGUACAAGUAUGUAUCUCUUGAUGGCUCAAGUGCAAAAUGAUUCUGAUUACUUCAUUCAUAGAUACAUGUAUGAGGUGGAAAGUUGAAAAAUUGAAUGGGUGGUAAUUUUAUAGGUGUGUGGAAAGGAUUGUGAGUCAGUGAAGAUAUUUUUUUCUGGAGCAGAUGCAAUAGUUCUCUUAGUUCUGUGCAUGACAAAUAUUAAAUAGUAUUUUCUACUUGAAAGUGGUUUUGUAUUUAACAGUUUUGUUCUGUCAAACUUAAAUGACUUUUUCAAAUGUGAAAUGGAGGAUGAGAUAUACUUUCAUGAAAUAGAGUACUGAAGUCUUAGUACAGACACUUUUUCUGGCCAUUAUGUGAAGCAUAACCUUUUCGUAUUGUAUCCAAUGUGUUUUGUCUGAAGAAUAAAACAUGCAUAUUCAAAG